CCUGGUUGCAGUUUUGUGUUUCCUGUUUACGGGCGGGAAGAGCGAAAGAAGCUGAACCAUCGGUCUGUCUUGUUGCAUCGCUGUGCUUUCAAAACUCAACGUAAUUCUUUUUUGUUUUGUCUGUUAGCGCUGGUUGAAUAAUUUAGGAUAAACCGAAUUUCACGGGAUUUGAAUAUAUAUUGUUGCUUGACCUGUGCAUACAAUUUAAAGAAAUUUGAAGCGCGAAACUGAUGGAGGAGCCUGCAGACUCCGGCGGUGGCAGUGCAGCACUGGGCCCUACAGCGCAAGUGGCGGAGAUCCGCUGCCCAAUAACAGCGCGUCCUAUGCGGCUGCUGGAAUGGAAAGUCAAACCCGGGUCCCUCGUAAAUGUAGACUCGGUGUUAGCGCUAUGUGCUCCCAUCUCUGAGAAAGAGUCCGCGUCUCAGCCGCCUGAACAGCCCAACAGGCAGCCCGAUAAAAAGCUGAAAUCUGAUCGAGCUGGAGUGGUGAAGGAGCUAUGUUGUCAACUUGGACAAGUCAUAUCGCCAGGUGGUGUGAUUGUCAGAGUCGAAGAAUGCAGCCAUCCUGUUGUGAUGAAGGGGCUGUGCGCUGAAUGCGGCCAGGACCUCACACAAAUGCAGAGUAAUAAUGGGAGGCAGCAGGCUCACAUCUCCACGGCAACUGUUUCCAUGGUGCACAGUGUCCCCGAGUUGAUGGUCAGCUCUGAGCAAGCAGAGCAGCUGGGCAGAGAAGACCAGCAGAGACUCCACAGGAAUAAGAAGCUGGUUCUCAUGGUUGAUCUGGACCAGACCCUGAUCCACACCACUGAGCAGCACUGCCAGCGCAUGUCCAACAAGGGAAUCUUUCAUUUCCAGCUGGGUCGGGGGGAGCCCAUGUUACACACGCGCCUGCGUCCACACUGCAAAGAAUUUCUUGAGAAAAUCGCCAAGCUCUAUGAGCUGCAUGUGUUCACCUUCGGAAGCCGCCUCUACGCACACACCAUUGCUGGUUUCCUGGACCCUGAGAAAAAGCUGUUCUCUCACCGGAUCCUGUCCAGAGACGAAUGUAUCGACCCCUUCUCCAAGACUGGGAACUUAAGGAAUUUGUUCCCGUGUGGUGACUCCAUGGUGUGCAUUAUAGAUGACCGGGAGGAUGUGUGGAAGUUUGCUCCAAACCUGAUCACUGUGAAGAAAUACAUCUACUUCCAGGGCACGGGAGACAUCAACGCACCGCCUGGGUCCAGAGAGGCUCAGCAGGGAAGGAAAGCUGGUGUCCAUGCCAGCCGACCAGCGCAGUCCUCCGAACCAGCAGUGACGUCUGGGACAACUGAGUCUGUGGUGGGAGCGUCCGGGGUGGAGGAGCAGAGCAACGGUCUCAGGAAACCACGGGGGAAAGACCGCAACGAAGGAGGGAAGGAGGAGUCAACGGCCUUGUCAACCACUCCGGUAGCCCCGGCCAAUGAACGGACUCAGCCAGAUGGGGGCGAGGCCAGGGAGGAAAGGCGGGGCCAGGGGGAGGGGGCUGAGGCACAGGUGAGCGACAGGACGAAUGUGAGAGAGGAGGUUCGAAUAGAGGCGGAGGAUGGGAGCAGGACAGUAGUCUCAGGGGAGGAAGCUCCCCCUCCGGAUGGGGGGAACUCAUCCGGCACUCCUCCAGACCUCCAUGAGCCCAACAGCAACCUAGACUUUGAUCUGUCCAGCGACAGCGACUCUGAAUCUAUUACGGGUAAACUCCCCUCAUCGGACAGCGAGGUGGACGAGGGGUCCAGCCAGACCAGGAAGUGCAAACAGGAACGGGUGGAGCCGGCAGGAGUAGAGGAGAUAUCGUUGCGCGAUGAAAGAAAUGAUGAGUGUAAAGAGAAGAGCACUGGGGAGAACAUCACCGAGGUGGGCGAAGAGACAUCAGGCCUAGGUGUUGUCCUCCCCGCUGACCCAGAGCUGGAGAACGGGUGCUCCGAGCGGAAGGAGGUGGAAACGGAGUCCCAGAACAGCGAGCAGUCAGGAGUUACUAUGGGGGAAGAGUCUUUGGACCAAAGCAUGGAGGAGGAGGAGGAGGAGGAGGAGGAGGUGGAUGUGGACAAGGAUGACCACCUCAUCUACCUGGAGGAGGUGUUAGAGCGCAUCCACAGAGAAUACUACGGCCGUUAUGAAGCUUUCCUCAGGAAGGAACGCCCAGAGAUGCCUGACAUCAGGAAGAUCGUCCCAGAGCUGAAGGCCCGGACACUGGAGGGCAUCACCAUCGUCUUCUCUGGCCUGUACCCCACCAACUACCCCAUGGAGAGAACCAGGGAGUCCUACCAUGCCAAGGCCCUGGGAGCCAAAAUAGGCAAGUCACUGCUGCUCAGAGCUAAAGACCCAGACCGGACCACGCACCUCAUUGCUGCUCGGACAGGAACAGAGAAGGUCCGCCAAGCCCAGGGCUUUAAGCACCUCCAUGUGGUGAACCCUGAAUGGCUUUGGGGAUGUCUGGAGCGCUGGGACAGGGUGGAGGAAGCACUGUAUCCAUUGAAAGAGGACUACAUAAAGACUCAACGGAGCAACAGCCCUGCCACAUUCCCUGACCUCCAAAGCUCCUUUCAGAGCCCCCUGUACCCCCACGCUCCUCACCACCACAACCCCCUUCAAGCCGCCCCCGAGUCGCGGACCUACGACCCUGUCACGGGGAAGCUGAUUCGCCGCGGGCCUCAGGCCUCCAAACCACCAUCUUACAUCCAGGCCUCCAUGUCUUCUGCACACGCUGACCAGGCCUCGCUCAGGGGCGGUCAGAAGGCACCGCAGGGGGAGAAUGCAGGACCCUCCCGUCAAGACGAGGAACAACCCGGUCCUUCCUGCCGGCGCCGGGAACGCCAGCCUAGCAUGUCAGAGACCAACCCCCUUUACACCCUCUGUAAAGAAGACCUGGACAGCAUGGAUAAAGAAUCUUCCGUCGCUCCAUCUCCCCGACUCACCCCCUUUCGCUGUCUCCCUGGCCUUGCCGCCAGUACAGGUCACACUGCUUGUAACGGCAAAUGGGUUCCAGUAAUCAGGGUUUAAUGAAUAUGAUUUAGGUAACCCUAUGAUUGGUCGCACAGUGAAUGUGAAAGGGUUGCUGUAAAGUGUUGCUGUAAACUAGUGGACUGCUGAAUUGGACUACGGCUGUAGGAUUGCAGCCUUUUCUCCCUAUAAUGAAUGACCUUUUUUUAUCCGUGUACGUCUUUGAGAAAACAUCUGUGGCCACACUUUGUUUAAAGUGGAGAACUACAUGGUGCCAUUUCUGACAUGCAUCAAGAAAGGCUGCAUUGAUUCUGUUUAUGAGUUCCAUUGAGUGGUAAAGUUCUGGGACUCUGAACCCCACAGGAAACAACUGCCUGUAUCUUCCGUGUAGAGUCCUUUGUCGUCUUUGUCUUUUUUAAAUACAUUUUUUAUUCUUGAAACGAGAAGGGUGACUCAGGCUGGACCAUGUGACUUGUUAAAAUCACUGAGCUAGAAAUAUGAUGCUGAAAGGAAACCUACUGCUGUUCUUUUAGUCAUGUCUUUUUUCUGCUUGCCAGUUAUUUUCUAUAGUUCUACUUGUUCUGAUUCUUCAGGAUGGCUGUGUGUGGAGAGACGUGAUGUUAUGUGCAUUAUGUUCAUGAACCCAUCAGAUUUCUCACCUUCUAAGUAAAAUGUUCAGCUAUUGCCUCAUUUCUGUCAGUUAUUUACCUCACAUACUGUGGUGAAUACCUGGGGGUUUGAUAGGUGCGCCAGGAUAUACUGAAACGGUCAUACUUUUUCAAUAUUCAAUUAUCCAAAGCAGUUCGGGAGUCAAAUGUUUGUGAUGUUCAGGACUUAAAGAUUAUUUGUCUCAGUAGUCUCACUGUAAACUGAGCUAGAAUAUAUUUUAUAUCUUGGAAGUAUUUCAGAGCAUUACAACAAGACUCACUGUUCCCAGUCUUCAUGUCACACACACUUUCUUUUCCUGAAAUGUGCCAUUUUCCUAUUUCAGUAGGCUAUGUGCUGUCGAUGGCGAAGCCUACCUAUCUUCCAUUCCGAUGGAAAUGGCGUUAAAAUGUUGAUGUUUUAUUGUGUAUGUCAGUCAGACAUACUGUACAAUUUAUAAUAAAAAAAAAAAAAC
Molecule: messenger RNA, 4071 nt
Organism: Esox lucius (northern pike)
Lineage: Eukaryota; Metazoa; Chordata; Actinopteri; Esociformes; Esocidae
Gene: ctdp1
Product: CTD (carboxy-terminal domain, RNA polymerase II, polypeptide A) phosphatase, subunit 1
Exons: 12
Coding region: 231-3011 (926 amino acids)
Cellular component (GO): nucleus
Molecular function (GO): RNA polymerase II CTD heptapeptide repeat phosphatase activity
Source: RefSeq, a predicted model, not a curated record